AUGGCAGAUUCCGAUGAAGAAUCCGAACGCCGUCGUAGCCGUGACAAAUUUCGUCGUGAACGUAGUGAUCACGAUGGACGUCGUCGUCCUGGUGAUAAACGAGAGCCAUUUGACGACCGAUCAGGUACUGUAGGCGUUGCACCAGCUCGAGAAGAUCAUCGUUUGUCAAGCGAAGGUCGGAAUGACCGUGGACGAUCACCUGCCGAACCUCCUUACAAAAGACCUCGUAAAGAUAACAGCGAUGAUUAUAAACCAAGUUCAUACCAGCGAAAGGACACCAAAAGUUCAAGUGUCUCAGAAUACGAUGGCAUGUACAGGCCUCCAGUCAUACCGUUUAAGCGAUUUCUUGAUCCCUUGGACGACUUGAUAACUGAAGAAGAGGCGUGUAGUAAAUACAAGGAAUACAAAGAAGGAUAUAUGAAGCGUCAUACCGAAGAGUUCUUUGAUGCACACAAAAAUGAGGAAUGGCUUCGUCUUCGUUAUCAUCCUGAUUACAUGAAUGAAAGAAAAGCCGCUCUUAGCGCAGCAGCCAAGCAUCGUUUAGAUGUUUUCAUGGAGCUUUUACAAAAAGGCUUUCUCGAAAAUCAGUCUGUUCAGAUGGACAAUAGUGAGAAUCUCAUAAAACUCAUGGAUGCUGUUGUUAUCAAACUUGAAGGUGGUUCUGAUGAAGACCUAAAGGUACUUGAAGAAUCUGAUCGUAGUAGAUAUUCAGACGAAGAAUUAGUACAUCAGCCUCAGUCUUCUGGACCUAUUUGUUGUGAAAAUAAAAGUGAAGGAGAGGCUGAAUCCGAUGAUGAUUUCGAACAUCAGAAGCCGAACGCAGAACUGCCUAGAAAAGUAAUGCCAGAACAUCUUACUCAAGGUUCUACUGUGGAGUGUCGAACAGCUAACCGACGUGCACGAACCGAGUCAAACAAGUCUGGUAGCUCAGCUCCUUCACAAAGUAGCCAGAGUAGCGAUAGUGACAGUGGUUCUUCAAGCGAUGACGAAGCUGAUGAAAGCGCCAAAUCUAAAACUGAAGUUGAGCAGAAGAGUAAUGAACUUGGUAAUAUUCAUGACGUUGCAAGGUCUGAAGUUGACGAAGACGACGACGAUGUACCCACUCCUACAACUGCCGAGUCUCCAAGAGGAUGUAAAAAUGAAGACUCUUCUGUUUCUGUGAUCAUUGGCUCGGUAAAUGAUACACCUGUCAAACAUCCUAUUUUUGGAGAUCCUUCCAACGCUCCUCAGUCCAAGUGUGCAAAUCCACCAAGAUUGUUACAUAAAACUGCUUCUAUAUUCUUCCGAGCGUUACCUCCAACUAUAAUGGAAAGCGAACUCAAAGAGCUUUGCGCUUCUCAACCUGGAUUCAUAAGAUUAGCUCUUUGGGAACCUGUUCCUGAACGUCGAUUUAUGCGACAUGCAUGGGCCACAUAUGAUCCUUCUGUUAACAUCAAAAAGAUAUGUUGGGCGUUAAAUACCAGUAGUUUAUUACGCGAAAAGCUUGAACUUCCAAACGGAGAAUUAGGUGCUACAGUUAAUCGUGAUUUAGCCCAGAGAGUUCGUCCUCUUACUCCUAUCACACGUCAUAAACCAGUUAUGCGACAAGAUUUACUCUUGGCUGCGCAACUUGUUGCACGUUUAGAUGCUAAACAUAAUCUAUGGAGUCCUUUGGAAACUCCUGAUAGUACAAAUGAUUUGAAUACAAUCGGUAAGCUCAAAAUCAAUGGUGAUUCGGAAUUCAAGAAUAUUUAUGAUUAUACAGCUCUGGAAAUGGCUAUUAAGAGUAAAAAUCCAUUACUUAAAAAUCUGACAGACUAUCUUGUCGAUGAAGGUGGAAGUGAAGAAGAAGCACUUAUAGCGGAAACUCAAGCCGAGGGUGAAGGAUGUGACAAUAAUAGUAAUAAUGUAGUUGGACGUGUUCACACUGUAACAUUGGAAUCCGAUCCUAAUUUGGCUCGUACUUUGGAUCUGUUAAUACUCUAUUUACGUAUUGUCCACUCUAUGGAUUAUUAUGCAGGAGCUAUCUAUCCCAUGGAGGAUCUCAUGCCUCAUCGAUGUGGAAUUCUUCAUGCAAGAGGUGACAGAGGAAUAAACCCUGUUCCUGGUGCUCGUUCUAGUGGUUUGGCUUUUACUCAAAGAGAAAUUAAUGAUCACCUUCAGAAUUUCGCUUUAAAAUUGCGUACUCUUAUCGAGGUACCAAAAGAUUUAACUGAAGAGGAAAUGAAAAAGUUAGGUAUGCGAGAUCCUGAAAAAGCUGCAGAAGAAUUCGUCGAAGCUAAUAUUCAAAAGAGAACUGGCAAGAAAAAACCAUUUAAAGUUGUAUGGGUAUGCCCAUUAUCUGACAAGAAAUUCCGUGAACCAAUUUUUGUUCGUAAACAUAUUUUCAAUAAACAUAUGGACAAGGUUGAAGCAGCUAAAAAAGACAAUGCAAUAUUUUAUAAUAAUUAUUUGAAAGAUCCUAGACGUCCAUCAUUACCAGAAGCUCCUUAUCAUUUAUUAAAUCAAUAUUAUCCAUCUUUGAGUUCAAAUUCAAAUAGUAAUAAUCAUACUUAUAGAGGUAGAGGUUCUGGACGUGGUAAUACUGGUGGAAGUUAUCGUGGAUAUAGGAAUAAUUCAUUACUUUCAACAGCACCAAGUUAUGUACGGGGUACUGGAAGUUUCCAGGACUAUUAUGAUGUAGCAGCUCAACAACAACAACAUCAAGCUAUGGCGGCUGUAGCAGCAGCUGCUGCGGCCGCUUUAUAUCCAAACGCUGCGACAGCAGCUGAUUUGUAUGCAUUGGCUGCACAGGCAGGUGCACCUCGUACAGGUCUUGGAAUGUCUAGGUCGCGUGGUCAACGUGGUUCUUCACCAUCUCAUGAUUUCAAUCAUCGACCAUAUAGUAGUAGUAGUACAUUGGAUAACCGCCGAAGACAGCCUACAAAUUAUUCGACAAAUAGACGUCCAGUUGGUGUUGGUGGCGGUACUACAACCGGUGAACGAACAAUGAUAUCAUAUAAUGAUUUAGAUGAUCCUGGAAAUGAUGUGCUUUAA
Schistosoma spindalis is the source of this 3015-nucleotide messenger RNA. The record is from the annotation of a GenBank genome assembly. Lineage: Eukaryota; Metazoa; Platyhelminthes; Trematoda; Strigeidida; Schistosomatidae.